AGCGAAACGCAAGCAAACGACUGGAUAUGAAAACAGUAAAUCGAUGAAUGUACUCGAAUACCGUAAGUCCGCUACCACGCUCAAAUCAUUCCACUCAGAAUGAAGUAGCUUUUGUGGCUUAUGCUCUUAUUAGUGCAACAUCAUGAUUGAUUUAGGUUUUCUGUUUGAAUUGGUAAGAUAAGUUGGAGUGUUGUUCCUAACUUCAUACCGAGUCUACCGUAGUCCAGCUCGUCAUUAUCGAAGUCCCUUAGCUUGUCUUGGUUUGGAAAAUCGAGAAAAUGUUCCGAGGCUGGCAGGUUUGAUUGCGGUAACGGUAAAUUUUCCCUAAUGGUUGCUUCGUCAGCAUCAGAUGCGCUCAUGAGAAAAGAGGCAGGAAUUGCUCCAAGUUUCAUGGGAGGUGAAAUGACCAAAUAAUCACCCCUUUCAAAAUGGCUCAAGACCUGUUGUAUCUCAGAUGGAAAAACCAUUACACAUCCUUGUGCUCCUCCUUCUUGCAACUUUUUUCCAGUCAUGAUAGCAAGCUAAACUAUGAUGAUGCCACAAUUGCAUGUGAUGGCAAGCUCUACCCUGUGCACCGGCUUGUAUUGUCAGUUUGCAGUGACUACUUUGCUGACAUGUUUGCUGCCACCAGUGCUGUUGGUCGUCACCCCAUCAUUGUUCUGAAAGAUAUUCCUUCAGACAUAUUUGAAGUAUUGCUAAAAUUUAUAUACAUUGGUGAGGUUAAUGUAGAGAGAUCAAAAUUUAGUGCUCUUGUAAAUGUGGCUCGCUGUCUUAAGGUUAGUGGGUUGGCAUCUUAUGAAGGUGGAGGGAUCUUGGAAGAUGCGUCUGAUGUUAAGCCUGACAAAAAACGUAAAGCUGCUGCUACCGAGUCUUCUACAGAAGCAGUUGAUGUUCAGGCCGUGGGUAAAAUCAGACGUACUAAUAAUGACACUCGCCAGAAGACUGAAGGUCCAAUGCCUGAUCAACCUCCAAGUCUGAACAAAGAAGAACAAACAUCAACUGGUCAAGUGGUAUUGAAAGAUACAACUCAGCCAUCUCAGGAAUCCCAAAGGACAAGAGGCAGAAGGAUAAAAAUGCGCAUCAACUAUGAAGAAAACGAUAGCAGUGACAGUUAUAUAGGAACUUUUGAAAAGAAAGCCCCACUACCAGCUGAUCAGUCGAGCUCUGUAAGCGCGUCCAACAUCUUGGCUGAGGAAGAUGGCCUGCCUCCGAUGGACUCGCCUGAUGUAAACCUGCCCCUGGCCUAUGAAAGUGUGUCUGAUGACUCCAGAGACUCCCUUCAGGUUGAUUCUUCAGAGACGGGUCAUUCUCUGAAGAUGUGUAGCGUGCGUCUCUCUCCUGUUGGCUCUGAUGUAUCCAAAGAUGGGUAUGUGGCUGGUGAAGACCGCAAAAGCAAAGGUACUUCUAGGCACAGGAAAUUUCAGUGUAAGUUAUGUGGGUUCCGAGCCCGGGGAAAAGGACCUAUGGUAUUACACAGCCGCACUCAUAUGAGACAACAACAACAUAAGGGCAAACUGAGUAUGAAGCUCCAUGCACGAACAUUCCUGAAGCCCUUGGCUAAAAAUUUAUCUGAAACCGAAAAAUCGAUUAUUGAAAGUGGAAAUAAAGGAGAAACAAUUCUUGCUUUAGACAGCAAAGAUAAAAGCAACGAGCCCAAAAUUUCAUGUCCAUUGUGCACGUUCCACUGCCAUGAUUCAAAAGAUUUAGACUCGCACAUGAGCUCACACACUCCGGUACAGGAGGAAGUCAAAUUCUCUUCACUUGCUGCUACAGAAACUCCAAUUGUGAAAACGUCAGUACCAUCAGCAGUUUUACCAUCUCCUGCCAAGGACCCCUUGCAGUGUAUAUUGUGUUCUACUCACUGUAACAGUGAGUCUGAGCUGUCGCUUCACUAUCACACCCACAAACGAGAUGAUGGCUUCUACUGUUGUUGUUACUGCAACUUCGCCACUCGCGAUCGAUCUAAUCUUGUGAUCCAUCAUCGUAUCCACACAGGAGAGAAACCUUUCCAGUGCUUUUUCUGCACCUACACGUCCCGUAGUCCAUAUGGUCUCAGGUCCCACUAUGAGAAGGAGAGUCACCCACUGCAGACCUUGGCAAACUGUCCAAAGUGCCCGUAUGCCUCUAAGGAGUCCAGCGAACUGGAAGAACACAUGAUGUAUUCACAUCCUGAGGGCAACAUACCUUAUAAGUGUCCUAAAUGUUCCUUCUUAGCCUCUGACAGGAGCCAGUACAUUGGACAUAUGCGUUCUCAUCCUCCUCAGACCAAAUCGUGGUUUUGCGUCAGGUGUUACUAUUGCACCUAUGAUCUGAAAGCCUUCAACUUUCAUGUGAAGACGAGACAUAAGAAAAAGAAUAUUUCAGUUGGACAGAAAUUUGCUUGGAAAGAGAUAGAAGGACAGAAUACUCCUCCGGGAGAGGUUGAUCUGGGCAAGAUAGGUGCAAAUAAAAACGAGGCACUGAACGAAAUGAGUGGGUCAACAUCGGAAAUGACCUCUCCUGUCGCUUCAUUUGCAAUGCCAAAACAGUCCCGCGUUCCUUCACUAGCCAACGAUCUCGUUAUAAAGCUCGCCAAGAAUCGAUACAAGUGUCGGAUGUGCCCGUACACAAAAAGCUCUAGGCAAUCUGUGAGAGCCCACACUCGACGCCACACGGGAGAGAAACCAUAUGCUUGCACGGAAUGUCUUUAUCGAGCAUCGCAAUCGGCUUCCCUGGCAACUCAUAUAGAAAAACACCGUCGCAAUCUUCCUUUCAAGUGUCCACAUUGCUCCUAUUCAACAAGGGGUAAACGGCUUCUUCGCAACCACAUAGUUCGGAAUCACCGCAUAGAUGAUGAUAAUAUCGAAGAUAUUCCAUCUGCCUACGGUAUUGCUAUUGAAUCACACUGCCCUGAUUGCUCAUUCAGAAGUGACGACAGACAAACGCUACUUUGUCACAUCGAACAAGAACAUCCGGCGUCUGCCUCUAUCACUUCUAAUACCACCUUUAAUUCGUUCUAUUCUUUCAAUUCAGGUGAAUUUAGUGCUGCGCCUGAAAUGCCAGAUAACUCUACAAAUGACGACAGCUGUGUCGAUCCCUCGGAAUUGUGUGGGGUUGUCAUAAAACAAGAAGUUCUGAGCGAUGACGAUAGCAGCACAUUUGAUGUGCCAGCUACUGAGACGCGUGAUGUGUGUGAAAGUGUCGUGCCCCAAGCUGAGAAUGUCGACGAGCCUGAUGCAACGGUAAACUCCAUUUUCGAAGUGGCUGAAUCUCAUCCCUUCUCAAACGUACAAGUGAAAGUAAUCAAGCCUUCGCUCAUGGAUAUGGUCGAUGUUAUCGAUGAUCCAACAUUCGUUAUGAAAACGUCACUCAUGACUUACUUGUCUGUGGAUAAUCCAGCUAAUCCUCUCAUUAACAAGACUGAUAACAAUGAAUAUCGCUGCAAUGACUGUUUUUUUCUAACUCCUGAUCCGGAAAUUAUGACUAAGCACGUUAAAGAGUACAUCAAGACAAAACAAUAUGCAUGCGAUCGCUGUAAUUUUCGCUCUAAGUACUCCAAAUCUAUUGAAAAGCACAAAAUGAAAGGAAAGUCCAAUAAAUUGUACAAGUGCCCUACUUGCAAGUUGAGGACAUGUUGCCCACUACCCACGCAUUGGUAUCCGUGUUACCAAGCCUGGGAGCAAAGCAAGACUGAUGAAGUUCUUCCUUACAGAAAAGGGCGGAGACCACUUGAGCCUUCCAUAUUCGAUUCCUGUUAUGCGUCAUCAGCGUCUGAAGGUUACAGUAUGAAAGAUGACGUGAGUGACGCAGCUUCGCAAAGCAAUGGUGAAUACAGUCUGAAUAAUGAAGUUGUUGAAUCAGAUGACAAUUUGAAAGUGGAAAAUGAAUCCAAUUCAGGUAAGAUUUCAGAUGCAAAAUACAAACUGAAUGUUAUUGAUCGCAAGGCUGGAACUGAAGAGAAGCCAAAUGACCUAUUAAAUAACGAUGACUGUGCCUCGUAUCUAAAUGCUUUAGAUGCUUCUGAAAAAAGUGUCAGUUCUGGUAAUCCGGAAAAAGACAAACACCCGACUAAUCUCGACAAAAAUUUCGACAUAGGAGCAAACAAAAGACUCGAAUCUUGCAUUGAAACAUCUGAUGUGAUGGCGUUGGAGACAGGCAAUAUUUUUACUGACCACAGCUCUGGUUUUGAUGUGAAUUCAGCAGACGACGAGGAAAACUUCAUUCAAUGCGACCCAAUAAGUGUAGACCCAAUGGAUCAUGUAGCUGAAUUUGACGAAGAUCAGAAUAAUGAAGAGAACGGAGAGCUAGAGACCUUGGUUCCUCUGACUGAAGUGUCGGGACUGAAUCAAAUAGAUGGCAUGAAUGCUGAACCCUCAGGAAAAAAAGCCGAGACCAGCAAAGAGGAGGUUUCAAACUUCGCUUCGAUGAAGUCGCCUCUUGCUUUCUCUUUUGCAAGUAGCGAUGUUGAUGAUAGUUUGGACUUGAACAGCGUGAGUUAAAAAAAUUCAAUUCCAGGAAGAGCCUGUGAUUGACAAAGUGAGCUUUUCUGCUCCAGACGAAUCGUGUUCAUCGGCAUUGCCAUAGGAAAAUCUAUCGUGAUAAUUUCUUGUCCACAGUAUUCAAUUAAAGUGUAAGAUUAGUCGGUAGCGGUUUAGUUUUGAAUAAUUCUCGGAACGGCGCACAUUUUCGUUCAGAAUGUAAUUCUUGCAAAUUCCGUAUUUUGAAUACAUGUAAUUUCAAAAAUAAUCGAUCCAGAAAGCACUUUGCUUGAAAAUUUGAUGUUUGGAACGAGUUUUCCGACUAGUCCUAUUUUAUCCUCUUCUCUAUAAACUAAUUGCAGAUAUUGCGUUUCUCGUCCGUUCAGGCUCUGCACGCGUGCCCAUUUACGUUGAUGUCUUUACUACAUUAAGGUUUAUGAUGUACUUCACGUUUUAUCAGUUGCUUCACUCAAAAGUUGAUCUAGUCUGGUGUAGCUGUAGAUUAUUCCUGUGUGAUAUUUAUUUGUCGACUGUCUCUUGCUAUUGCUUUGUAAAUAUUCUUAUCCGUGUUACUUCUUAUCCUAAAGCCUCCGUUGUGCGAAUAUUCAGGAUCUUCUUUUCUAUUCAUUAAAUUCAGCACUUGCAUAUAAAGCCCUCUGAACCAUAAAUACUCGUCUAAAUAAUCAACGAAAUUUUCUAAAAAUGCGUGGCCGGUCUGAUUUAUUCAUUUCUUGAAUUAUGGAUGCCGCGCAAUUUCAGAGCAAAUGAUUUUAGGAGGCUUUAAUCUCAACUCUCAUUUGUUCGUUCAAUGGCGAUAAAUACGUUAACGUUGAUUGCACAGCUCGGGUUUUUUGAAAUUCUGAAGUAACGCUAAUGUUAGAAUACUUCUCUGGUCGGUGGACAUAAUUUAAGUAGAUUUAAGAUGACGUUAGUGUUAUGGUUUGUGUUACAUUUCUUCAUGCUGCUAUUUUAAUUCAUAUUUUCCAGAGUGUUCGUCUCUUGGUUAAAGCUUACUAUUCAAGUUGUUAAAUGAGAGAAAAUUAUUCGCCUACUAUGACGUAGAGUUUCCAUUGCUCCCGAACCUAGUUUUUCAUGGCAUCGACGUACAACUUUUAGGUGCCCUUAUAUCAAUUCUGAAGAGUGAGUGUCAUUUAGGAAUGUAAAUAAUUUCUUUCGAGUACUUAAUGAAGUUCAGUUGUUUUCGUGUACGCUUUGCAUUUAAUUACUACUUCGUUGUUUGUAAUUCAUGGAGGCUUCGUUCACGCUACGACUGUAGCAUGACUUACAAGUCUACAGUAAUCUCUGGUGACUACUUUGUCUGUGCAGCUUCUCCGACGAUGUCCCAACGGCGUACUAAUGUCGACGGCGUACUAAUAACUUGCAUGCGUAGCUUCAUCUGUCCACGUCGAUUAAGACUCGUAUAUUAAUUACAGUUCAGAGUACCAGGAUUGGAGCAGAGAGGCGCGGGUUCGAUCCC
This is a messenger RNA of Hyalella azteca, 5934 nucleotides long. RefSeq lists its product as uncharacterized. Gene Ontology annotation, molecular function: protein binding. Lineage: Eukaryota; Metazoa; Arthropoda; Malacostraca; Amphipoda; Hyalellidae. Gene Ontology annotation, biological process: regulation of gene expression. Bases 429 to 4478 code for a protein of 1349 amino acids. The transcript is spliced from 4 exons. The record is from RefSeq and is a predicted model, not a curated record. Gene Ontology annotation, cellular component: nucleus.